UUGGCGCUGUGGCGGAAGGAGGGCGGUGAGGAGCGGACCGCAGACCGGUUUCUCACCGAUACUGAGGAGGACGCCAACCCGGUGAACAGCCGGUAUCUGUGUGAUAAAGAACAACCCCGGAGUGUCACGUUAACCCAGCGGGACGACGAACUGUGCCGCUGACACGGUGAAUAUCGGUGUCGUGUCGCCGGUCGGCUGCUGGUUGUCAGCAGCUAAAGCUAACCGGAGCCGUUAGCUUCUCCGCCGCCGCGAAACUCCGCCAAGUUCGGGUCCAAGCUGCCACAAACACCGUUAACACACCGGAGAACCGUAUUUUUUAUCCGGUUACGGUGGAAAGAGCGACACAGGACGGACGUGUCGAUAUUCGGUUCAACUUUUCAGCUGUCAUUUUCGGGGGAGAGAGGAACUUCCAGCCGGAGGGGGGGAAACCCGAGCGGGCCGGUUCCACAUCACCGGGGAGCAGUGAGCGGAGAGCGGGCAGAGGAGAGCCGCGGGGAGCAGCGGUGACAGCUGACGCAGGACCAUCGACCACACGGUGCCGGUUCUUCCGGACAGAGACCUCAUGAAUGGAAAUCGGAACAACAGGAGCAGAUGAAGCCCAAGCCCUGUUUUCGUUGCCACGGCGACCCGGCUAUGGCACCAUCGGGAAGCCCAUCAAGCUUCUGGCCAACUGCUUCCAGGUGGAAAUCCCCAAGAUCGACGUCUGCCUGUACGAGGUGGACAUCAAGCCGGAAAAAUGUCCCCGACGGGUCAACAGGGAGGUGGUGGACUCCAUGGUGCAGCAUUUCAAGGUGACCAUCUUCGGUGACCGGCUGCCAGUUUACGAUGGGAAGAAAAGCCUAUAUACGGCCAGCCCACUGCCAGUCGCCACCUCUGGGGUGGAUCUGGACGUCACCCUGCCAGGUGAAGGUGGGAAGGACCGACCGUUUAAAGUCACCAUCAGGUUCGUGUCGCUGGUCAGCUGGCACAUGCUGCACGAGGUCCUGACGGGACGAGGAGUUCCAGAACUGCUGGACCUGGAGAAACCGGUCAGCACCAACCCGGUCCACGCUGUAGACGUGGUCCUCCGACAUCUGCCCUCCAUGAAGUACACUCCUGUUGGACGGUCCUUCUUCUCCUCCCCAGAGGGCUACGACCAUCCGCUGGGUGGAGGCAGGGAGGUUUGGUUCGGCUUCCAUCAGUCGGUCCGGCCGGCCAUGUGGAAGAUGAUGCUCAACAUCGACGUGUCCGCCACGGCGUUCUAUAAAGCCCAGCCGGUCAUCCAGUUCAUGUGUGAGGUUCUGGACAUCCACAACAUUGACGAGCAGCCGCGACCUCUCACCGAUUCCCACAGAGUCAAGUUCACCAAAGAGAUCAAAGGUCUUAAGGUGGAAGUGACACACUGUGGAACCAUGCGUAGGAAGUACCGAGUCUGCAACGUGACGCGGCGUCCUGCCAGCCUCCAGACAUUUCCGCUGCAGCUCGAGAAUGGCCAGACGGUGGAGAGAACGGUGGCGCAGUACUUCAGAGAGAAGUACAACCUGCAGCUCAAGUAUCCUCACCUGCCCUGUCUGCAGGUGGGACAGGAACAGAAGCACACCUACCUGCCGCUGGAGGUGUGUAAUAUAGUUGCUGGGCAGCGCUGCAUUAAGAAACUGACUGAUAACCAGACGUCCACAAUGAUCAAAGCCACGGCUCGCUCUGCACCGGACCGUCAGGAGGAGAUCAGCCGGCUGGUGCGGAGUGCGAACUACGAGGCCGACCCGUUCGUCCAGGAGUUUCAGUUCCGGGUUCGGGAUGAGAUGGCUCAGGUGACGGGCCGAGUCCUGCCGGCCCCCAUGCUGCAGUAUGGCGGCAGGGUGAGCUCUGAACCCUUUAUGCAGAUCAACCCUACACUGUCGUUGCAGAACCGUACGGUGGCCACACCGAGCCACGGCGUCUGGGAUAUGAGGGGGAAGCAGUUCCACACUGGAGUGGAGAUCAAGAUGUGGGCCAUCGCCUGCUUCGCCACCCAGAGGCAGUGCAGGGAGGAGAUCCUCAAGAGCUUCACCGACCAGCUGCGCAAAAUCUCUAAGGAUGCUGGGAUGCCGAUCCAAGGUCAGCCAUGUUUCUGUAAAUACGCCCAGGGAGCCGACAGCGUGGAGCCGAUGUUCAGACACCUGAAGAACACCUACGCCGGGCUGCAGCUCAUCAUCGUCAUCCUGCCGGGAAAAACACCCGUCUAUGCUGAGGUAAAGCGGGUCGGAGAUACCCUCCUCGGCAUGGCCACCCAGUGCGUCCAGGUGAAGAACGUGGUGAAGACGUCGCCUCAGACGCUCUCCAACCUCUGCCUGAAGAUCAACGUCAAACUGGGAGGCAUCAACAACAUCCUGGUUCCUCACCAACGACCAACUGUGUUCCAGCAGCCGGUCAUCUUCCUCGGUGCUGAUGUCACUCAUCCUCCAGCAGGAGACGGGAAAAAGCCGUCGAUUGCAGCGGUGGUCGGCAGCAUGGACGCCCACCCCAGCAGGUACUGUGCUACAGUUCGGGUUCAGAGGCCCAGACAGGAGAUCAUCCAGGACCUGGCCUCCAUGAUUCGAGAGCUCCUGAUCCAGUUCUACAAGUCGACCCGCUACAAGCCGACCAGGAUCAUUUUCUACAGGGAUGGAGUGUCGGAAGGCCAGUUCAGACAGGUGCUGUACUACGAGCUGCUGGCCAUCAGGGAGGCCUGCAUCAGUCUGGAGAAGGAAUACCAGCCAGGGAUCACCUACAUCGUCGUACAGAAACGCCAUCACACUCGACUCUUCUGUGCAGAUCGCAACGAGCGGGUUGGACGAAGUGGAAACAUUCCUGCCGGUACCACCGUGGACACCGACAUCACCCACCCCUACGAGUUCGACUUUUACCUCUGCAGUCACGCUGGAAUCCAGGGAACCAGCCGACCGUCACACUACCACGUUCUCUGGGACGACAACUGCUUCACCGCCGACGAGUUCCAGCUGCUCACCUACCAGCUGUGCCACACCUACGUCCGCUGCACGCGUUCAGUCUCCAUCCCAGCACCCGCCUACUACGCCCACCUGGUGGCGUUCCGCGCCCGCUACCACCUGGUCGACAAAGAGCACGACAGUGCGGAGGGCAGCCAUGUCUCCGGGCAGAGUAACGGCAGGGACCCCCAGGCUUUGGCCAAGGCGGUCCAGAUCCACCACGACACUCUGAGGACCAUGUACUUCGCCUGAACCAGACUUAGCGUCGCCCAGCAGCAGCUCGGACAUCAGCGAGGAGAACGACCUCGUUAUGCAACCUAAAAACCAGCCAGCCAAGCCUCUCCUUCCACACCUGACAGGAGCCUUUCCUUUGCUGGGCUUGUUUUGAGCUUAAAGACCGUCGGAGCAGCCAGUAAAUUUAAAACUGAGGAUCUUUGGGUGCACAGAGCAGAACCAGCGAGGACCGACCUGCUCCGUAGCCUCGGCCGGUUUGUGUUUUAUGUUUGUUUGUGUGUUUUUUCAGCCUUUUAGAUCCUGUAUGUCGUCUUUCUGUCCUGGAAGCCUUAGCGCUGAUUCUUCUGUCUCCCUUUAAGCCUCAUAGUCCAUCAGUCAGACAGGAAGAAGCGUAACUCUGCACAGCACAGACACUGAAUGAAAACUUUUUAUUUUCCAAACGAGCCACGUUCAGCCAUCCUCUGAGGCCUUAAGACUGUUAGAAAACAAGGUGUUAAAACCAAACCUUCACGGGUUUUAACCUAAAGUUCAUGUUCAGCAAUAGUUUCUUUCUUCUGUCAACCAGUUUUUCCAAUUUUCAGACCAGUUUCUAUGUGAGGAACUCGAGCGGUGCAAUAAGUUGUAAGAGAAUCGGUUUGUCGUAGGUGAGUUUGUGACGUUGGAUUCAGGAACGUAGAGUUUGAAGCGGUGAAGAAGGAUCGAUGGCGUUUGAAGAGAUUAAACUAAAGUGCCUGAUUUGGUCAGAAAGCGGCGAGCUGGUUAGUUGGAAGGUUUUUAAAUCAUACGUUGGUUUGAAAAGACUCCGUUAACACAAAUCUGAACCCCAGAAAACUGCACAACUCGUCUCAGUUGAUCUCACCACCAGCCAAGAGUGUAAUUAUUUCUGAUUUCCUCAAGAUCUGGUCAUGAAAUACUCUUUGAUCAGAGUAGUAGAAGAUUCUGAUGCAGAAUUUAAAGCUCACAUUUGGUGUGAAUUUCACUUCUCAUUCUGACAUCGGCAUAAAAUAAUGAACUGGUUCUUUCCUCGUCGCAAAAUCAAUGAUUUGUGAUUUUAAAAUUACAUGAAUUUAACUUAUACUCACUUAUGGGUCAUUCCAGAACUGGAGGACAUUUUACGUCUCAUCCGUCAAAUGUCAAAUAAUCCAUGUUGAAAAUACUAAAAUUUGCAGUUGCAGUAAAUGUUCUUGUCCUGAGACCAAAUCUAAAAAAACUACGAGAGAAGAACGUUUUGGACAAAUUCUAAGUGAAUUUGGAUGGGUUUUGAGUCAUUUUGGACUAAUUUCAACUCAUUUCACAUGUGCUUUAGACAGAUUCUUAAUCAUUUUGGAUGAAUUUUGAAUAAUUUAGGACAUAUUUCAAAUCAUUUGGAACAAGUAUCAACUCAUAAUAGAAAUAUUUCAAGGGAUUUGGGACAACUCAAUGAGUUCUGGACAAAUUCUAAGUGAAUUUGGACAAGUUUUGAGUCAUUUUGGACUAAUUUCAACUCAUUUCACAUGUAUUUUAGACACAUUUUUAAUCAUUUUGGAUGAAUUUUGAGUAAUUUAGGACACAUUUCAAGUCAUUUGGAACAAGUAUCAGCUCCUGAUGGAAAUAUUUCAAGGGAUUUAGGAUAAUUGGAUGUGUUUUGGGCAAAUUUUAGGUUGUUUUGGACAAGUUUCGAGUAAUUUGGGUUUAGUUUUGACUUAAUUCACAUGUAUUUAGACAGAUUUAGACGAAUUUUGAGUCAUUUUGGAUGAAUUUGCAGUUAUUUAGGACAAAUUUCAAGUCAUUUAAAAUAUGUAUCAACUCAUAAUGAAAAUAUUUUCAGGGAUUUGGGACAACUCAAAGAAUUUUGGACAAAUUCUAAGUGAAUUUGGAUGGGUUUCAAGUCUUUUUUGACUAAUUUCAACUAAUUUCAUGUUUUUAGACAGAUUUAGACACAUUUUGAGUCAUGGGUGAAUUUUGAGUUAUUUAGGACAAAUUUCAGAUGUUGAAGAAAUUUCCCUCUUAGUCCUUUGAAGUUUGCUGUAGUGGGGUGUUUAUUGGUAUUCUGGCAUACGGUGGGCUGACCAACACAGAGCAUGAGUCUGUGAAUGUGAGCCGACCCAGAACAUUCUGAGAGUAGCCCUUUUAUAGGGAUGUCAGAAGGUGGAUCAGAGGGUAGGGAGGGGGCAGUAUGGAAACACAAGGGUGAAUAGUGGUUAAUGUGCCUGUAGUUGGUUAACAGACAGUAAGACAACAACUAAGAGCAAUUCAAUCAAAGGAUCUGGCAUAUAGAGGUCUGACAGACAGUAACAAUAAACAAAGAUAGCAGAAUAGGGGAUAACCGUGGGAAAUGGAAUGCAGGGGGUGACAUGUGACACUAGUUCCAAAAGGUGUGCUAUUUUCUUCAUCACAAGUCAUUUGGAACAAGUACCAGCUCACACUUUCAGCAUUUCAAGGGGUUUAGGACAGUUGGAUGUGUUCUGGGCAAAUCUGAAGUGGAUCUGGAUGAGUUUUGAGUAGUUUUGGAUUAAUUUGAUUUGAUUUCAGACUAAUUCUUUGGACUGUUUUCCAUCAGUCAGUUUGUCCUCUUGGUCAGCAGUAACAGCAGCUAAAUAUCUAGCUUCUACUGCUGAGAAAAAGAUCACAUUAGCAUGGAUUAGAGUAGAGUUAGCAAACAGCACAGAAAACAUGGAAGAAGAAGCUGAGCCCAUCAAUACCUAUUAUUGAUCAAUAUGGAGCAGAAAGGUUCAUUUUUCACACAUUUUGAAGCCCAAAUGUCCUCCAGGUCUGGGAUGAGCCUUACAUCUCAUUGCUUUUGGGAUUUAUUCUCAUUUCUUGUCAUUUUUACUGAGUUUUAAUGUGAGUCGUUGCACACAGUCUGAUUUAAAGUAAGAGCUAAAAAACAUUUUCAUUUUUAACUCUGUAACACUGAGAAUCCAAACUAUUUUAAUGUCUUAGGACGCCUUAAAAGGAGACUUCUGGAGAUUUGGGGUUGUAUUUUAGUCCGUUCAGGCAGAAAUGCAGACUUUUGAAUGAUCAUUUUCUGGAGGAAAAUGUAAACGUCAGCUUUGACUAUCAGAGAUUAAUUUAACGUUAAUAAUAAAGUACAGCCGUUUCUGAUUUUGUCGUCUUUUCUGGCGGCUCUUGUGCUUUAAAAUCUAGUCGUAUUUUCUGCAGUUAAGCUAAACAACCUGCUGCUGUCUUUUAUCGUGCAAAUGUGUUGGUACUAAAUGGUGCUAAAAGGCCUAAUGUUUGUGUAUGUCGCCUCCAUGAGAUUACUGGGCUGAAAACGCAUCCGCUAAAAAUGUAAAAAAAAAAAAACAACUUGAUGUAGUUUGACGCUCUGCAGUGGCUUUGUUUUUAUAAAUGGAUCUAUUUGAUUAAUCUGGGGUGAGAUCAGAAAUCAUUUCCACAUCAAGCUGUCAAACAUGUGAUGCAGCUAUAAAUGAAUAUCUGAGCCGGCAUUAGUGAAGCUUCAGACUGGAAACUCGUGUCCGUUGGUUUGCACUCGACCAGUCGAAGCCUUAGGGUUUCUGAGUCUUUAUCACUAAGCAGCUUUUACUUCCGGAGGAGUUUUGAGGUGGAAGUCACCAAAACAAACUGUAAAAUAUCAGAAAACAGCAACAGAGAGAAAUAUCUGUUCUGUAUAUUAUAUUUUUUCCCCACAGCAGAAGGCGGUGUGCUUUUAUUUUGGCGGACCAACAGCAUAAAACCCAAAGAUACAGUUAAUUAUUCUACUUUUUCUAAAAAUCCCAUCUGAAACUGGAGGAAGCAGCAGGUUUUCUUCUGGGGUUGAGACUCUUCUUGCCUUCAGUCGGUCGUGUCGCUGCUUUUCUGUCUUGGACUUGGUUUAAAUCUUUUUGGUUCCAUGUUUUGGACCAAACCAAUGUGCCUACAGGGGGCGCUGACCGGGCUCCGCUAUGAGAAAACAGAAGUUUAAAGGAUUCUGUUUAACUGCACUUAGAAACGGGUUUGGAGUUGGUUCAGAUUCUAUUUAAAUGUUUUAAUUUCAGACACUUUAGUCGACUUUAGGCCGCUUCUUCAUGUUGGACUUUGAUUUUACUCGAAGUUUGUUUCAUGGAGGUGAACCGCCGCCACACCAGGAAGAGAAAAACUGAUGAUUUUUUUGUUUUUCAUGCGAUAGGUUUCAAAUUAUUAGAACAGAACAUAGAAUAUUUUCCUUUUUCUAACAAAAUGCUGUUUAUCUGGUUAAAACUUGAGAUGUUUGGCGUCACAAUUGAUCUUUUAAGAGGCUCUACUUGAUGUUGGAGUUGAGAUGUUCGUUACAUUCUGCUGUUAUUGAUCCUGAUGGAGGAUUUGGUGACCAGUUAUGAGCCUCCAGUUAGAACAGAUUUUUCUUCCUGUACAGAAUCAGUCAUUAAAACGGCUCCAUAGCGCCACCUGGAAAAAUUCAAACAGGAACUACGACCAGGACGUGUCACCUACAGCUAUGAAAUUUGGUAGGCAUAUGUAAUCCAUCAAGACGCACAAAAAUGUAAUUGACGUCCAUACCUAAAACACAACAGGAAGUCAGCCGUUUUGAAUUAUGUGUCAUAUUUUGGCAGAUUUUGGACCAUUUUUUGGACAUUUUCAAAAGCUAUAAACUCAGACAGCCCCAACAGAGCUGAAGUUUGGCCCAGAUGUACAGCAGACAUGGGUGCCAAAAUGCUCCACAAACAUCUAAGGACGUGGAAAUGGCAGCUAAAGAAAUUUCGACAUUUUGCCAUGAAACAGGAAGUGAUGUAUAACUAGCCUGUAUAUGUUCCAAUCUGCCUCAAACUUUACAUGUUUGAUCAGACUCCAGCCAUCAUCACAUCCAUAGGAGAAAAAUACACUCUCAGUCGCAGCGCCACCUAGUGGACAUGCUUGGAUUCAGCAAGGAUGCGAGGACCCAACCAACGCUGCUUGCAGCUUUAAUUAUUACCAUUAUUAUUAUUAUCCAAUAUCUUCCGUUGUGUUUAACAGCAGAAUGUCUCAACAUGGAGCAGAACUUAAUCCAGUGACUCGUAUUCUUUCAUUUAUUCAUUCACCAUGAACCUCAUUCAAACAGCAGUUUGAACGUUUUUUUGAUUAAAUUUAAAAAAAAAAAGAAGUUUUCAUCUAAUAAUGUGACAGCGUCUUGUUAUAACGUGAAUAUAAAACAUAAAAAUGUCUAUUUAUGGUGCAAAAUCAUCUUGUUUUAAUGUGAAUUUAUUUUUUUUAACAUGAAUACAUCUUAUAUAAAAUCAAAGCAUCUUAUAACGUAUAUAUUUUUUAUGUCAAAACAUCUUGUUUUAACAUGAAUAUUUCUACUUAAAAUAUGAAAAGAUUUUAUUACAUACAUAUAUAUCUCAUAACAUGAAAGUGUGUUAAAUAUCUAAAAAUCAUAUUUAUCUAUCUAGAAAUGAUCUAUUUAUCACGUGAAAACAUCUCAUAACUUGUAAACAUCCUGUUAAAAGGUGAAAAUAUCUAGUUUCAACAUGACUAUAUUUUCUUAUAGCAUAAAAAAAUCUUAUGACAUAAAAAUUUCUUGCUAUAAUGUGAAAAUAUCUCAUCAUAAAAUGUUAAAACAUGAAAACAUCUGGUUAUAACAUGAAUAUGUCUUUAUUUAAUGUGUAAUUUUCUAGUUAUAACCUAAAAGUAUCUCGUUAUAGCAUGAAAACAUCUGGUUAUAACGUAGAAACAUCCUGUUACAACAUAAAAAUAUCUUGUUUUUGACUAAAACAUCUUAUUCAAACAAAAAACAUCUGGUUAUAACAAAAACAUCUGUCUAUAACAAACAUCUUAUUAAAACAAAAACAUCUGGUUUUAACUUAAAAAUAUCUUGUUUUUGACUACAACAUCUGGUUAUAGCAUAAAAACAUCUGGUUAUAACAAAAACAUCUGGUUAUAACAUGAAAACAUCUGGUUAUAACAUUUUAAAGUUUGUUACAAAGUGAAAACAUCUCGUUCUAAAGUGAAUUUUUUUUUUUUUUUGAACAAACUUCUCGCUCUAUAAAGUGAUUGUGAUCGGUUCUUAUUUUCCUGGAGUGGCAUCUUCACCCUGCUGUGGUUCUUCAGCAGUCGAGGAAUGUUAGUUUUAUUUCCAGAGAAUCACCUCAGAGCCUGAAGGCAGCUUCUGAUGCCUUUUCCCCUCAAAGCCAGAAGCAUUUUUCAGUCUGAAUGGACAAAUAUUUAUAUGUAGAGAUGCUAACGUGAUGCACAGACCACUUAUUUAUUCUACCAGAGUCCAGUUCGGAGCUCAUAGUUCUGUUUGUUUAGCCGAUGAACCAUCAGCCCUCCUUCAUUUCUUCAUCUCAUCAACGAGGCGACGGUUAUUUUUACUCUUUCUGUGUUUCCCAGAGGAGGAGGGUUGAAGGUUCGACUGUGCCUUUCCUGAUGGUGCUGAUUUAAAACAGAAUUGUUAUAUCGAUGCCUGACGAUGCUGUACGGAGCAUUUGUGUGUUCUUACCUCUGAUAUAUGCCAAGAACAGAGAAAAUAUGCAGAGCUGAUCGGUUUGGAGCUGACAGGACCAAAAUAAAAAGGCCUGGACUCUCAAGCACAACUUCAAAAUAAAAGCAUUUCUGGGUGAAGAUCAAACACUGUAGAAGUGAUGUAGCAUUAUUUAUUUAUUUCCCACUGACUGCUAGAAACACCUUUUCCUCCUUGGACGGCAAUAAUGAAGCUCCUGAUUCAUGGUUUUUGUCUUUUAAUGUGAAAUUCACACGUUUACAGACUUCACAACAAGAGCACCCGCAAAAACAAAUCUGUCGAGCUGCAUAUCGAAGAAGAAAAACAGAUGUUUGGGUUUCACGGUUAUUUCAUAUUAAUGUGCUUUUUGUUUGUGUGCCUGAUUAUGAGACUUCUAGAAGUAAAAGUGUAUUUUGUUUAACACUCACCUGAUCCUGGUCCGAAGUUGAGCCUUCUUAUUUGUCAUAUUUAAUUUUUGGAAUAAAUACUCCAUGUAUAAAAAUACUG
This is a messenger RNA of Amphiprion ocellaris (clown anemonefish), 10080 nucleotides long. It is a transcript of the gene ago3b, whose product is annotated as argonaute RISC catalytic component 3b. Gene Ontology annotation, biological process: regulation of stem cell proliferation; regulatory ncRNA-mediated gene silencing. Lineage: Eukaryota; Metazoa; Chordata; Actinopteri; Pomacentridae. The record is from RefSeq and is a predicted model, not a curated record. The transcript is spliced from 19 exons. The coding region runs from base 567 to 3197 and encodes 876 amino acids. Gene Ontology annotation, molecular function: protein binding; RNA binding.